Bathycoccus prasinos is the source of this 834-nucleotide messenger RNA. RefSeq lists its product with no specific name. NCBI's taxonomy places the organism in Eukaryota, Viridiplantae, Chlorophyta, Mamiellophyceae, Mamiellales, Bathycoccaceae. Gene Ontology annotation, molecular function: acyltransferase activity, transferring groups other than amino-acyl groups. The transcript is spliced from 2 exons. The coding region runs from base 1 to 834 and encodes 277 amino acids. The record is from RefSeq and is a predicted model, not a curated record.
AUGUUAACCAAGAAAAUAUCCCAAUCUCUCUCCUUAAUCGUCCUCAACCCGUUCAACGACGGCAGCGGGAACACCAUUCGCAAAUUUUCCCGAGACGUGAAAGAGAUACACGCGCAGUGUUUCCCCGAGGAACAUCGAUUCGCGACGAGAGAAGAAGGAUCGAGACGACGACAAAAAAGAGACGGCGACGAACGAGACUAUCGAGGAGAAGAAGUAGAUGACGAUCAGUUUUUCGACAGGUUGUGCGCGCUGCACGAAGAAUCGGAUCAGCUUUGGAUUUUGUUGGUCAAGGAAGAACCGAAGAAGAAGAACAAAAAGAAGAAGAGAAAACGGAACGAGACGAACGCGGAGACGAGCGAGAAAAAUCGAGUACUCACCGAGAAGUUUUCGCCGUCAAAGUUGAAAAAACAAGUCGAGUCUGCGGUGAUUGGGUUCGCGCAAGGGUGCAAAUAUACGGACUCGUGGUACGGCGUGAAUAUUGCAAUCUCGAGAAAGUACCGCGGAUUGAAAUACGGGUCCUUGCUCAUGUAUUACGGACAGUUGCACGCGGCCAAGGAUAAUGUUUUCAAAGUGAGCGCGACUGCGGAUGGGGAGAGGAAAAAGUUGGUUCGGUUUUAUGAGAAGCACGGCGCGGAAAGUGUCGUGGUGACGAACGAAACGAACGCGAGUGUGGGGUCAAAGAAGACGAGUUUGGUGAAAAUUCAAAAGACGUUCGAUGUAGAGGUUGCGGAGAGAGAGUACGAGGCGGCGGUGAGGGAGGUGCAAGACGAUCGAGUCGAGGAGAGGUUGCGAAAGAGGAAAGACAUGCGGAUGAUAGUUCUAGCCGGGGGUUAG